Molecule: messenger RNA, 2028 nt
Organism: Leptinotarsa decemlineata (Colorado potato beetle)
Lineage: Eukaryota; Metazoa; Arthropoda; Insecta; Coleoptera; Chrysomelidae
Gene: scf
Product: Calumenin B scf
Cellular component (GO): endoplasmic reticulum
Molecular function (GO): calcium ion binding
Source: RefSeq, a predicted model, not a curated record
CCAAUUAAUGUGGGAGUAAAUAUCUAUUACAGAUGCUGGAAUUUGAUGAUGUGGAGAUGCAAUAAACUGUAAUAAACAUCUCUUGACCAAUGAAGAAAAGACACGCAAUCAAAAGACACAUGUUCAAUAAGAGAAAGAUGAUCUCCAGAAAACUACUUAUUUUAUUUAUUUCCACUGGAGUGGUUUUAGCCCUGCCUAAGGAAGAAACUCACAGCGAGAGGGUUUACAACAGAGAUUUGAGUGACAAGGAACAUUUUGAAAAUGAGCAUCAUAAUCCUGAGUAUGACCAUGAAGCCUUUCUCGGAGAGGAAGCUAAAACUUUUGACCAGUUACCACCUGAGGAAAGUAAACGACGACUAGGAUUGAUUGUGGACAAAAUCGACAGCAACAACGAUGGGAUUAUAAACCGUGAGGAACUCAGGGACUGGAUUCGUUUCACACAAAAACGGUAUAUCACGGAAGAUGUAGACCGUCAAUGGAAACAGCAGAACCCAGAAAAUAAUCCCACCAUAUCGUGGGAAACUUAUCAAAAUAUGGUCUAUGGUUUUCUAGAUACCCUCAGUCAAUCCGAAAUUGAAAAGGAUGACGGAGGAUUCUCAUACAAAAAAAUGUUGAAAAGAGAUAGGAGACGUUGGGCAACAGCGGAUAAAGAUGGAGAUGAUGCCUUAACCAAAGAAGAGUUCUCAAAUUUCCUGCACCCGGAAGAAAGUGAUUACAUGCGUGAUAUUGUGGUUUUGGAAACAAUGGAAGACAUUGACAAAGAUCAAGAUAAAAAAGUUUCUUUAAAGGAAUAUAUCGGAGAUAUGUAUAGAGGUGAAGAGGGAGAAGAAGAACCAGAUUGGGUCAUAAGCGAGCGGGAGCAAUUCAACACUUACCGUGACAAAGACGGUGAUGGCUUCAUGGAUGAAGAAGAAGUUAAGAACUGGAUCUUACCUCAAGACUUCGAUCAUGCCGAAGCAGAAGCAAGACACCUCAUAUAUGAGGCGGAUUCUGAUGCAGACGAACAACUAACGAAAGAGGAAGUUCUCAAUAAGUAUGACCUGUUUGUCGGCUCACAAGCGACUGACUUUGGAGAAGCUCUUGCUAGGCAUGACGAAUUCUAAAGAUAUUUUAAGAAAAGGUGAGAAGGUUUCAUGGAAGAAUCUCCCUCCUAGAGGUUAGGAUGAGGUCGUUGAUAAAAAUGUUAUUGUUUGGAGAAAAUUUUCUUCGUAAACGAUGACAAGGAAUCUCCAUUUGGACUUUCGUCUUCAUUUCAACAUUCCUUUUGGAAAAUCCUGUGUUUACUCGAAAGUUAAAGUUUCUAGUCCCCAAAAUAUUUUUAUUCUAUGAAUGUCACUGCCUUAAUUGAAAUAUGUACUUUAGUAAAAAUGGUGGAAUUAAUUGUUUCAAGAAUGAAAUUUUAAACAAAGGGAGGAUUUCACAUAAAGUUGGAACAGAAAAAGGUACUGGGAAAGAUUGAAGUAUUUAUUUGUUUAUUUGUAAGGUACUGAAGAGAGUCUCCAAACGCUAUAAACAUUCAACAUUUUAUCUUACUCAAUAUUUUUCUGUUGUUCUGGAUGUUUUUUUUUUCUGUAUAUGCUUUGCAAAUUUAUGUGGUAGCUUCAUACUAAACCUAUCCUUUUCCGAAAUAUUACCUCCUAUUGAGAGAUUUUGAUCUUUUGGAUUCUGAAUGAAAUUAAACCACUAUGAUAUUUAAUAAAUGAUUUUUUUGAGACUGAGUAUAUCAAUAUUUUUGCGUUACCUAUUUUUGUCAGUAUUCAAACAAAUGAAACCUUUUUGCUUGGACCGAAACCAAAAAUUAAUUUUUAAGUUGGAGCCGCUUCUGAAUACUAUUCUCGAAUAAAAGUACUAAUGUAAGUUAUUGAUAUAAAUAUAACAUACUGGUAGUAAUGAAAAAAAUAAACGAUUUUUAUACAACAAAUGUAUGUGCCAUUUAGUGAUUUUACUGAUAUUUUUUUCCAUAUCUGAUUGGGAAAUGUUGGAUAUUGUACUUGAAUUGUUGGUGCUUUAAUAAAUGCUGAAAUGGUG